UUCUUAUAGUAGAUUUAUUAAUUCAAAAAAUAGAAUUGUUCUUAGUUAUAAAAUCAUAUAUGUAUAUAAGCGAUAUUAUUUUUCAAAAUCAACAUCUUACACCAUACAUAUUAAUGCACCUUGACUGCAUAGAAAAAAAAAGCAACUUGCACCGUGUUAUAAGAACGAUAACAAAAAAUUAUCAUACUUUCAAAAGAAGAGUAUUAUUAUUUUUCCAAGAAAAAAAAACAGGAAUGACUGAAAUAACGCGUCGAAGGUGCAUAAUUUAUAUCAAAGCUGUCCUUGUAACCCAGCUGCUAAGUGCCUAUUUCCUAUUUCAUUUAAGAUGCAAAGCAUCUUCUAGGUAAAGUGAUGCAGUUCAACCGUGAACCAAGUCAAACAGUUUAGUAGAGCAGAUACGGAGAAAUACGUUUAACUGAAAUUCGCGAAUUAAUCGCAGCAAUUAUAAGUAACAAUGCCAACGUCACACUCGAUUUUAUCAAUUAUCUCCACUACACUGAUAAGAUAGAUAACAAAAAGAUACUUUAUGUACUGAAUUGGUGGAAUUAUCAGUUGUAUACCGAUGCUCAAGCAAUACUCAUCAUGGUCCGUGAUCGAAUGCCAGAACUACGUGCUGUUAGUAUAUUUAUCGUUUAACAAAUUUAAAAGUGAUGAAGAUUAUCAUCAUAUUAAAUUGAAUAAAAAUACGUGUGAAAUGUGAUGUGUUUUAAAAUACUGUUUCUUAACGCUUACUCUUUACAUUAAAACAGAAAUAUAACAUAGUUGUUUAUUCUUAUUUCUGUUUAGUGUCAAAAUAAUAGCACUACAUUUGGUAAAGGAUUUUUACAGGAUGUACACAUUCAAAUAUCCCAGAAUAAAAAACUGAAAGAAGUAUUGAAUGAAGUACGUAUGUACAUAUGUAUACAGUUGAAGAAGUUCGUGCUUUAAUUGAAAUCAUAACUGAGAACAUCUCAAUCAUAAAGGAUUUACACAACAAUGUUCUCGCGUAUACCAAUAAGGGUAAGAAUAAAAUACCAAAUGUUGUAAUUGUCGAGGUAAGUAUUAAUAAAAUACUUCUUUCAGACAUGCAAAAAGAACUGGAAAAUCGAACGUAUACUGUUUCGCAAACAUCGUUUCGUAUUCAACGGAAAUUAAGAGAAAUGGGAAAGGAGAUCGCUUCUAUCGAUGAUUUAACAUUAUCUAGCGCAAACGACGGACCGAUACAUAUACGAAUUAAAGCAUUACAAUACACAACAAUGUUACGAUUAUUUUCCGAAAUUAUGGAAGAAUACAAUAUAUCCAUGUUAAGAUAUCACGAAAAAUGUCGUUUACUUUUACAGCAACAAAAAAUAUUAAUCAGAAAGCGUAUUACAAGUGAAGAAUUAGAAAAACUAUUGGAUAAUCAAGGAAAUAGUUUAUUUGUUGAUAAUAUCUUAGAAGAUAGCAGAAUUGCAAGACAGCAGUUAUCAGAUAUUCAAAUUAGGCACAAUGAUAUAAUAAAAAUAGAAAAGUCCAUAACUGAAGUUAGGGAUAUGUUUACUGAAAUGGCAUUUCUUAUUGAAAAACAAGGAGACCAGUUGAAUAGUGUAGAAUAUUUUGCCGGAAAAACGGCAGAUAAUGUUGAUAGUGGUCGCACGGAUCUUAAGAAAGCAGAACGACACAGUCACAGACACAGAAAGAGAAAAAUUAAGCUCUGUAUAAUAAUCAGCAUAAUAAUUAUUGUUUUCUUGCUGAUAAUCAUAUUUGUAUAGAAACCAAUAUAAAACUUUAUAAAAAUAAAAUUUGACUGCAUUUUAA
This is a messenger RNA of Osmia bicornis bicornis, 1776 nucleotides long. RefSeq names its product syntaxin-1A-like. Gene Ontology annotation, molecular function: SNAP receptor activity; SNARE binding. Gene Ontology annotation, biological process: intracellular protein transport; exocytosis; vesicle fusion. The transcript has 7 exons. Gene Ontology annotation, cellular component: endomembrane system; SNARE complex; plasma membrane. Lineage: Eukaryota; Metazoa; Arthropoda; Insecta; Hymenoptera; Megachilidae. The record is from RefSeq and is a predicted model, not a curated record. The coding region runs from base 897 to 1730 and encodes 277 amino acids.